UUCACGGAGCUAACACCGUCUCUGCUGGCAGAGGAAGUGGACUGGUGGGGCUGUCUAUUUACCUUUUUCUGCGUCGCGGAGAGGCCGUAGAAUGACCCCAUAAAUGAUCAAAAUCUAAGCAUAAAAUAUAAACGGCAUCCGGUAUUUGUUGGACAUUUUAUGUAUGCGCGUAUUUAUAGAAACGAGAAAAAUACGCAGUGACCUUAACUUGCCGCAUUUGGAAGGAGAGGGGAGAGGGGUUCUUCCUUUCGUGUGUUAACGUUACUGUCUGCAUUGAUAUCUAAGCUUUCUUCCUAGGAAGCUAUACACAGUAGGUGCUGUUAUUUGAUACAGUAGCAGCGUUAGCAAGUUAAACCCCUCUUGUGAGAGGCAGUCAUGGCAACUAGGCGCCUGACCGAUGCCUUCUUAUUAAUGCGGAACAAUGCAAUCCAAAACCGGCAGAUUUUGGCUGAGCAAGUGAGUACAAACGACCCCCGUCGUGCUCUGAGUACACGUAGCAAUGCUGCGGAGCUGGAUGAGCUGGCCGAUGACCGGAUGGCCCUGGUAUCUGGGAUCAGUCUGGAUCCUGAGGCUGCGAUUGGAGUCACCAAACGGCUGCCGCCCAAGUGGGUGGAUGGGGUGAAUGAGAUUCAGUACGAGAUCACGCGGAUCCGGCAGAAGAUGAAGGAGCUGGCCAGCCUGCAUGAUAAGCACAUGAACCGACCCACACUGGAUGACAGCAGUGAGGAGGAGCAUGCCAUAGAGAUCACCACACAGGAGAUCACACAGAUGUUCCACCGCUGCCAGCGCUCGGUGACCAGCCUGCAGGCGCGGUGUGGCCACUGCACGCAGCAGGAGGACCGCCUGCUGAGGAACGUGGUGUCCUCCCUGGCCCAAAGCCUGCAGGACCUGUCCAUCAGCUUCCGCCACACGCAGUCCGGCUACCUGAAACGUAUGAAGAAUCGGGAGGAGAGAUCCAAGCACUUUUUUGACACGUCUGGCCCUCUUAUGGAGGAGGACGAAGACAUAGCACUAUAUGACAGGGGGUUCACAGAUGACCAGCUGGUGUUGGUUGAACAGAACACGGUCAUGGUGGAGGAGCGGGAGAGGGAGAUCCGACAGAUCGUUCAGUCCAUCUCUGACCUCAACGAGAUUUUCCGGGACCUGGCGGGAAUGGUGGUGGAACAGGGCACAGUACUGGACAGAAUUGACUUCAAUGUGGAGCAGGCCUGUGUGAAAACAGACGAGGGCCUAAAACAGUUACAGAAGGCGGAACAGUACCAGAAGAAGAACCGCAAGAUGCUGGUCAUUUUAAUCCUUUUUGUUACUAUUGUCGUCCUUAUACUUAUUCUGUUUGGGGUGAAGUUCAGGUAAUCCAGCUCUGUGCUUUCCCUGUGUGUGUGCACACAUUUUCAUGUACCUGUGUGUGUGUGUGUGUGUGUGUGUGUGUGUGUGUGUGUACAUGUGUAUGAGGGCCCAAUCUGUACUCCGAGUCAAAGCUGCCUUUGUUUGAAUGUAUGUGGAAUCAAACCACCCAACCGAACUAUCCGAAACCAGGUGGCACCCCGUCCUGCCGGCACCAUUGGCUUAAUGGGCCCUGGUUAUGUGUAUACGGUGCAUGAUCCCAAAGAGGGAGGAUGAGGAGAAGGAGGUGCUGUUCUGCCCCCCCCCCCCCCCAUACUGUACGCACACGAGAUACCUGCACACACCUGUCACUGCAUCCCUGUCCCUGACCAGUCUUUCCCUAUUCUGUGAACUGCCUGCUAUAAACCCGCCCCUAAAUCCCCCCACGGAGGAGAGUGGGUCAUGUGACUCGUUUACUGCCUGAGGACCAAGUUGUACAUAGCAUGACCCGUGUCCUUCCGCUCGGCAUUCUGGGUGGUAUCCCGCCCAACGUUCCCAUUCCCUGGAGUUGUGUUGGUGAGAGGAGAGGUGGGAGGGCUGGAGUGUGAGAGAGAAGAGCACUGCCAUCUCCAUCACCGCGACGGCGGCCUUGCACCGCUGAGUGAAGACUGACUCAAAGCAUCAUAGAGGGCUGGUGUCUGGGCCCCCUGCACGAUUUCGGUUACUCUGGAAUUGGGGCGUGUGGGGUCCUGUCUGCGGAGCUUGCCUUUGUAGACUGGGGUGAGGAAGAGAACAGAAAAACUUUCCUUGGGGUUGAGCCACCAAGCUCGAGAACUCUAAUGGGCCAAAGUGGGGCUUCUUCAUCAGUAGAACUGAGAUCGAUUGCGAUUACCAUGUUCUUUUGUUUUUUUGCUCGUGUUGAAGUAACACUUUUCAGAAAGCACACAUCAUGACUACCCCUGAAAUGGACACGCAUGGAUAUGUAGGCAUUCUCAUUAUCUUUGCCCUCCUGCCAGUUUGGGCCAACAGUAUGCAUACCCCCCCCCCCCCCCCCCACACAUUGCCCAUUUCAUCCCGUCUUUUACUUCUCCAGGGCCGGGCUGUCGUGCUGAAAGACUGUGCCGUUACGGUUUGUGUACCUGUCAAUCUACUUUAUUCUGUAAAAAUAUGAAAUAUUACACUAUUUAUUUGAAAUUGAGCAUCAAGCUGCAAGUGUACAAAAGACUUGGGAGGUGGUGGGGUGGGGGUAGUAAAUCAUUAUGGAGUCAAAGAGUCAUAUGACCUUAGAUACACGAGAAAAGUGUUUUAAGUGGUCGCUUCUUUGACCGCACCACAGAGAUGCAACCCAAAUAUGAAAACUUUUAGAAAGUUUUGGACCUGCAAUUACUUGUACUCUAACCGAAGAUUUAUCAUCUUCUACUACUGUACCUACUGUACGUGAUGCUUCAUUUUCCUGUUUGUUUGGAAGAGAAACUGAGAAACAUUUCACUUUGAAUCCAGUGUAAAUGCCUUACAUGUUUGUUGAAGAAUUUCUUUUCUGUUGUCGAUGGGAUGGAAUCAUGGGUAAAAGUAUUUUCCACAUCCAGUGCACGGUGUCAGUUGUGUACAGUUGAAAAUCCUUUGGUCUUGGUGUUGUAACAUUCUGUGUGACCAUACUGCUGACAUCCUAACGGUACUGUAUAUUAGAUGACGUUUUAUGAGGAUGUAAGCUGAGUUUUUUAAAUAAAUAUGGAACAAGGUU
Anguilla anguilla (European eel) is the source of this 3064-nucleotide messenger RNA. It is a transcript of the gene stx16, whose product is annotated as syntaxin 16. Gene Ontology annotation, biological process: vesicle-mediated transport; vesicle fusion; intracellular protein transport. Gene Ontology annotation, cellular component: SNARE complex; endomembrane system; membrane. The record is from RefSeq and is a predicted model, not a curated record. Lineage: Eukaryota; Metazoa; Chordata; Actinopteri; Anguilliformes; Anguillidae. Gene Ontology annotation, molecular function: SNAP receptor activity; SNARE binding. The transcript has 9 exons. The coding region runs from base 376 to 1353 and encodes 325 amino acids.